CGGAGGGAGGGGUGGUGGGACGACUGACAGCGGCUACUCCUAUUGGUCAAUGGAGGGACGAUACAAAUAAGGCGCCAUAUUUGUUUGGGUCACGUGACGCCACCUCUUCGGACUGGAGAAAGCUAGGACAUGCGGAGUCAACCAGCUACCUGGCUGAGGAUCGUUCCUUUCAGUUUUGACCACUCCUCUGCUCGAUACCUUCAGUUCUGCGUUCAGCGGGGCGGGUGGCAGAAAUAUCAGUGUUCGUUGAUUUUUUUCAUGUCUCUUUUACUCCAUAGCGUUUGAAGUCAGCUUUUACUAAGCGCCCGCCGGUGACAGUGUUUUGCCAGGCCUUCUUCCAGAGGAAGAAGACCUGGAUGCUCCUCCAUUGCUAUUUUAUCCACUUGGGUUCUGUUAUAAUCGCAGAAUCCUGCGUUCUGAAUUCCCAUUUUCUGCCUAACCCCAUUGAUUUAUUUGCUCACUUACCCGACAGUCGUUAAUUGAACGGUGUCCUAGGCCCUACUUUUCAGGCUGAAUAAGUUGCAGACCCUGUCCUCGAGUUCACAGUCUAAUAACAAGUGCAGGGUUCUUUUUCUGCUGCAUCUGAAAGCAUGGGUAGCAAGAAGCUCAGAAGAGUGGGCUUAUCACAAGAGCUGUGUGACCGUCUGAACAGAUAUCAAAUUGUUACCUGUCAGGACUUUUUAUGUCUUUCCCCACUGGAACUUAUGAAGAUGACUGGCCUUAGUUAUCGAGGUGUCCAUGAACUUCUGUGUAUGGUCAGUAGAGCCUGUGCCCCACAGAUGCAAACGGCUUAUGGGUUAAAGAUGCAAACAUCUGCCUCUGUCUCACCAGUGUUCUUAGCUACAACUCUUUCUGCAUUGGAUGAAGCCCUGCAUGGUGGAGUGGCUUGUGGAUCCCUCACAGAGAUUACAGGCCCACCAGGUUGUGGAAAAACUCAGUUUUGUAUGAUGAUGAGCAUUUUGGCCACAUUACCCACCAACAUGGGAGGAUUAGAAGGAGGUGUUGUAUACAUCGACACAGAGUCAGCAUUUAGUGCUGAAAGACUGGUUGAGAUAGCAGAAUCUCGUUUUCCCAGAUAUUUUAACACUGAAGAAAAAUUACUUUUGACAAGCAGUAAGGUUCAUCUUUAUCGGGAACUCAGCUGCGAUGAAGUUCUACAAAGAAUUGAAUCUUUGGAAGAAGAAAUUAUUUCAAAGAGAGUUAAACUUGUAAUUAUUGACUCUGUUGCUUCCGUGGUAAGAAAGGAGUUUGAUGCACAACUUCAGGGCAACAUGAGAGAAAGAAAUAAGUUCUUGGCCAGAGAAGCUGCCACCUUGAAGUAUUUGGCUGAGGAAUUUUCAAUCCCGGUUAUCUUGACGAAUCAAAUUACAACGCAUCUAAGUGGAGCCCUAGCUUCCCAGGCAGACCUGGUGUCUCCAGCUGAUGAUUUGUCCCUGUCUGAAGGCCCUUCUGGAUCCAGCUGUGUGACGGCUGCCCUAGGAAACACCUGGAGUCACAGUGUGAACACCCGGCUGAUUUUCCAGUACCUUGGUUCAGAGAGAAGACAGAUUCUCAUUGCCAAGUCCCCUCUGGCUCCCUUCACCUCAUUCGCUUAUACCAUCCAGAAGGAAGGCCUGGUUCUUCAAGGCCUUACGUGUAACGAGAGUUACUGUACAGCUGUCAACCAGACCCCACCCGGGAAAGUCUCCAUUUAAAGGGAAAAGAACUGAAUCACCCACAGCUUUUACAGAGAGGUGUUAAUAAUAUUUUUGCUUUCCGUUCUAAUUAUAAAAAUACUGCGUGCUUACAGUAGACAUUUCAGAAUAUAGUAAAAUACUAAAAGUAAAAAUCACUCAUAAUUUCAUUGCCUGAAGAUAAUCAUUGUUUAUAUUUUUGUAUAUUUCCCUCCAGUCUUUUUUUUUCCAUAUGCACAUGUAAUUUGUGUUUAUUGUUGCCAGUUUUAUUUGGCUUUUAGCAAAAUGGAGACAUACCGUUUACAGUUUUCCUUGCCAUCUCAUGGCUGUACCCAUUAUCAGUUUAAUCAAUCCCCAUUUGUUGGACAAAGAGUUGCUUCUCAGUUUUUAUAGUAAAUAAUAUAGCAAUCA
Molecule: messenger RNA, 2084 nt
Organism: Herpailurus yagouaroundi (jaguarundi)
Lineage: Eukaryota; Metazoa; Chordata; Mammalia; Carnivora; Felidae
Gene: RAD51B
Product: RAD51 paralog B
Exons: 11
Coding region: 591-1694 (367 amino acids)
Biological process (GO): double-strand break repair via homologous recombination
Cellular component (GO): Rad51B-Rad51C-Rad51D-XRCC2 complex; replication fork
Molecular function (GO): ATP hydrolysis activity; single-stranded DNA binding; ATP-dependent DNA damage sensor activity
Source: RefSeq, a predicted model, not a curated record